AAGUCAUCCAGUACAUUUGCGUUACGACUACCUCAGCCGCACUGUACGGACACAAAAAGCGAAAACCUCCUUAUAUUACCUCUACAUUGGGUGGAAGGACAAAUCAAUCGAUAUCAAUCGAUUACAAUAAUGACCAACAAAGCAACCAGAGCCGUAGGCAAUGUGUGGCCGAAAUGCCCAAGCUGCCCGAACGCAAAUCUGUUCACAGCCAAACAGGGUUCUCUGCCCAAACUUACCGCUAGACUCUCAUUAUGGCUGUCACCGACAGCAUUCUCGAGAUUGGCUACGACCUACUUGACAAGGGUCUGAUUCCCGACUUCAUCCUGCGACGCGCCAUUCGCGCCGUAAUCCGUCACCGCCUACGAAAAAUUGAUCAUGGAUCAUUGGAAGCUAAUCAUGCCGUAAAAAUGGACUGGAUAGCUGGAGUGAAGGCCAGAAAGACGAUUGCGGAUGUACCAGAGAAGGCCAAUGAGCAGCAUUAUGAGGUUUCGACAGAUUUUAUUCUCUCUACUUUGGGACCCCAUGCGAAAUAUUCGUCUUGUCUGUAUCCAACUGGAAAAGAAACCUUGGAGGAGGCGGAGAUUCUCAUGUUGGAAAGCUAUUGUGAGAAGGCUCAGUUAGAAGAUGGAUUAGACAUCUUGGAUCUAGGAUGUGGAUGGGGCAGCUUAUCUCUUUACCUUGCACAGAAAUACCCAAACUCGCGAAUCGUCGGUUUGUCUAACUCGACCACGCAGAAGGCACAUAUAGAUGCGACAGCGAAAUCUCGUGGUUUCACCAAUUUAGAGAUCAUAACUGCAGAUGUGAACACUCACGAAUUUGACGAAACGAGGCGUUUCGACCGGAUCAUAUCAAUCGGGAUGUUCGAACACAUGAGAAACUACCAAGUCCUUCUCAGGAAGAUAUCGACUUGGCUCAAGUCCCAAGAAUCCUUGCUCUUCAUCGAUAUCUUCUGCCACGUCACAACACCGUACUAUUACGAAGAAGGGGACGGAUGGAUGACGAAGAACUUUUUUUCGGGUGGAACAAUGCCAUCCCUCGAUAUGUUCGCGUACUUUCAAGACGAUCUUACACUCAUCAAAAGCUGGUACCUAUCCGGCGUGAACUACUCAAGAACACUCGAGGAUUGGUUGAAGAUUCAGGACAAGAACGGGAAAGUCUCGAAGAACUUCGAAAUGACGCGAAAAAGAAAGGAAAUGAUCCCGUUGAAGCGGAGAAAACCUUUUAUCGAUUCAGAGUCUUUUACAUGGCAUGUUCCGAGUUGUUCAGGACGAACGGAGGCCAAGAAUGGGGGGUCGGUCAUUAUCUGUUUCGUCCGAAAGUGGUGACCAAGGAAAGGGAAAGAAAUUCUAUACAAAUAGGGAAAAGAACUGA
Molecule: messenger RNA, 1371 nt
Organism: Marasmius oreades (fairy-ring Marasmius)
Lineage: Eukaryota; Fungi; Basidiomycota; Agaricomycetes; Agaricales; Marasmiaceae
Exons: 13
Coding region: 252-1325 (357 amino acids)
Source: RefSeq, a predicted model, not a curated record